Messenger RNA from Dicrocoelium dendriticum, 1051 nucleotides. NCBI's taxonomy places the organism in Eukaryota, Metazoa, Platyhelminthes, Trematoda, Plagiorchiida, Dicrocoeliidae. The record is from the annotation of a GenBank genome assembly.
GGAACUUGAUCCGUGCUUCCCAGAUAAUCCUUGUGUUGGUCCAGCAUCCACGUGUUACCCAGUACGAAAGAAAGUCGAAGAAAAUGCACACUCGUCGCUUGCGAUAAUCACCAACUUCAGCUGUGUCUGUUCACCCGGCUACACUGGUCGUUACUGUGACGUUCGUAUGGACUUCUGCACGCCUAAUCCGUGUUUAAACGGCGGCAUUUGUUUGAACAGGGAAGGCGAUUUUAUAUGUUUUUGUUCACAAGGUUUUGAAGGUGAGCUGUGCUCAAACAAAAUCUCCCGGGCUUCCUCCUCACCCCCAAGUGUCAUGAAAGAUCAGGUAGCACCAUCGAUUGAUCGCUGUGACUUGAUUGGGUGUCCCAAAGAGUUGUCCAGUGACGGCCAAUGUGAUCCUGUAUGCCUAGCGAACGAGUGCGGUGGAUCGGGUGAAUCAGUCGACUGUAUGGCUUGGAUACCAUGUUGGGAAAACACUGGGAUCGAUGAACAACGCAUGAAGCAGCUGUGUGUGACGAAAUUUCAUGAUGGACGGUGUGAUAAUGAGUGCAAUAUGGAGGAAUGUCAUUUUGAUGGCUUCGAUUGUGCUUCUGGAAAACAUACAACUUGUCAAAACAUGAGCUUCUGCAAAGAACACUAUGGGGACGGCAUUUGUGACACCAUGUGUUCCGGACCGGACUGUGGAUUUGACGGAGGUGACUGUAAUGUACAGGCGAAAUCGACGCUACCUCCAACAAUCGCACAUUAUUCAAAGCCAUCGGGGUACAGCUCAAAUCUUUAUGUGAUCUUACUCAACAGCACACCAAAAGAGUUCUCCUCUCAUCGACGGGAAUUUCUGGCUAUCAUUGGGACGGCGCUGCAGGCUGAAGUGAAAAUAUGGUAUGACAGGUUGACAGGUUCCGAAAUGUUGAUGGAACUGCCACGAAACGACGGAAUGAAGGUGAGAAAAUAUGGUUCUUCUGUCCAUUUGUCACUGCGCGAGAAAUGGCCAACUACAGACAGUCCAACGGGCUACUGUUUCCUCAUCGCUAAUUUGGAGUGUCAACUGUGA